Linum tenue is the source of this 3780-nucleotide messenger RNA. The record is from the annotation of a GenBank genome assembly. NCBI's taxonomy places the organism in Eukaryota, Viridiplantae, Streptophyta, Magnoliopsida, Malpighiales, Linaceae.
GGUAAAGAUGAAAGAUACAAGGAUUAGUUGAUUCCAUAGAUAUAGCCUUUCAUUAGGUAAAGGAGCUCUCCCCCCGCCAUCUUCUCUCUCUUUCUCUUUCUCUCUCUGGAGAAACCGAAAGGGAAGGGGGAAAAAAUUACGAUUCUAGCCGGAAGGAAUGAACAGGCAAAGAAGAAAGAAGAAGAAGAAGAAGAAACGAAUCGCUAGGGGAGAGAGCUGCACUGAAUGUCGAUUACCCUCCAAGUGGAAGAAGAAGAAGAAAAGAAAAGAGGAGGAGAAGAAGAGGAUAAACGACAACAGCACGACGCCGAGACCGAUCACAUUCUCAUCUCGAUAAUCAACAAAGCAAACGACGAUCACGUCGGCGACGGCGGCCGGACCGGCGGCGGCUUCCAUUUCCGAAAACCCAAUUCGCACCUCCGUUUCCUUCUUGGCCAUCUUGGCCGGAGAAGGUCCCAGGCUGCAGCAAUGCCAACUGGGAUCUUAUGCGGGUUGAGGCCAUUUCUAUUGGGACGCAAAAUCUUUCGACCCGAGGCGGGGAGAGGGCACUCGAGCAAGAGGGAGAAGAAUCCAGCACCGAGGCCUAAGCAGAAUGGCAGGACUCGGGGCGGGUCGACGGGGCUGUUCAUCCUGAUGAUGGACCUCCGGAAGAAGAUCAUUCUGUUUAGGGAUGUAUUUGACCUGCCGCCAUGUGAUGUCUCUGCUUCCAUAAAUGAACUGGUGACGGAAACCAUGAGUGAUCUUAUCAGUCUCUACCCUGAAAUCCUACCCAUCAAAGAUUUGUCAGAGAUCAAGGAAGGAGCUUCAAUUCACGAGGUUUUGAUAUACUUGUGUGGUGCUUUAAGAUCUGUUGGAGACGCUUGGGUGACGAAUCACGAGUGGAUGGACCAAUCAACAUUAUACAAACAGAACAACAUGGAUGAACUGAACUCAGAACAACUAGUUGAGCUUGCAUUGGCAACACUGAAUUGCUUAAUCAAAAUACCAAAGAAGAAGUCUGAUCACGACGCAGCAGAUGAGGACGAUGAUCAUAGCAACGAAAUCGAACCUGCAGAUAGCAGCAGCCCAGCAACAACUGAUCAUGACAAGUUCUUAGCAGGGUCUUACUCGGAGACCAACACUCCGUUCAGUGCUUCCCCAGUCACUCCGACGUCGGUUCUUCCUGGGCUGGUCACGUCAUGUCCUUCUCCCAAGGAGGAAGAGUUCUCCAACUUGUACUGCUCAUCGCCGUUUCUCCGGUUUCUUAGCAUUCAAGCAGUCGGGAAGCUGAAUCACAUCGACAUAAAGCGUCUGUCUUUCCACUUGUUCCCCCAUGGUGCUGGAUCUCAUCACGCCAGCAACCAUAAGAACAAUGUCAGUGAUGGUAAACUGGCUGAAACGGAAGCAAAGAGCAACGAGGGCAUGGUGUUUGAAAUGGACGGAAGCCAUGCAUCUGAGGAUGAUGAUAAACCUUCUGGGACCAAGAAUGAAGAUAAACCAAACAGUGCAAUGGUUGACGAGGUUCCCACAAUAGCACGUCCCCAAGAGCUCCUGAUGUUACCACCUGUUCCAUUGCCUGAUGUUCAUAUGCCUUCACCAGUUAUCUCAGAAGACUUGCGAAUGAAGGAAGAGGAAGCCACGACAGGAUCAACACCUCCUCCUCCUCCACCACCUCCGCCACCACUGAGCUGGCAGCCGGAGACAAAGAUAGGUACCCCGCCACCCAAACCUCCACCACUACCACCAUUCCCUUUAUGGGAUACAUUGAACACGAAUGUGGUUCCUCAGCCUCAGCCUCAGCCUCCACCACCACCACCACCGUCGGUGACAUCAGAAAGGAGUGCGGUUCCUCAACCUCCACCACUACCACCGCUGCCUUCAUGUGCCACGCUUACAAAAGCUGAAGUUCCUCAACCUCCACCACUUCCACCUCCAUUUCUCACUAGAAGUCCACCUGUAUCCCACCUUCAUUUCCCAUCGGCUGCUCCACCUCCGCCUCCCCCACCACUUCCUGUUUCGAACUCUGAAGUAGCUACCACAAGUACAACAUCACUUCCACUUCCGCCACAACAACCCCCUCCACCACCUCCAGGGUUGAAUUCCCAAGCUUCACCACCACCGCCACCGCCACUACAGAAGAUAUCUGAAGGGGAGAAACUAUCCUCAUCAUCUUCAUCAUCACUGCUAGUAGCACCGCCACCGCCACCACCAGCAAGGGCAGCUUCAAUUGGAUCAGCUUCAAGCAGGGCUCCACCACCUCCACCGUCUGGACCGGGGGCUCCUCCUCCGCCACCACCAAGGGCAGCUUCAAUUGGUUCAGGUUCAAGCAGGACGCCACCACCUUCACCGUCUGGACCGGGGGGUCCUCCACCUCCUCCACCAGGUGGUGGAGCUAAACUACUAGGGCCUAGGAAGGCACAAACUAAAUUGAAGAGGUCAAGCCAAAUGGGUAGUCUGUACAGAAUUUUGAAGGGGAAGGUAGAAGGAGGGAAUCAAGUCAAGUCACAAAGUGCAAGAUCGAGCUCAAAAUCCAGCAGCAGUGGUGGUGGGAAGCAAGGAAUGGCUGAUGCACUCGCCGAGAUAACAAGGAAAUCAGCAUACUUCCAACAAAUUGAAGAAGAUGUCCAGACCUACGCUAAAGACAUAGCAAAGCUCAAGACCGAAAUCAGCAACUUCAAAACAAAGGACAUGACAGAGCUGGUCAACUUCUACCACCACGUCGAAUCCAUUCUCGAGAAUCUUACCGACGAAUCACAGGUUCUCGCGAGGUUCGAAGGCUUCCCACAGAAGAAGCUGGAAGCAGUAAGGUCAUCAGCUGCACUCUACUGCAAGCUCAAAGGGAUAGUCACCGACCUACAGUCAUGGAAGAUGGAGUCCCCACUGGAUAAACUUCUCGACAGGAUCGAGCGAUACUUCAACAAGACGUUCCAGGCGAAGGGAGAUAUCGAUGCAUUCGAUCGAAACAAAGAGGAAGAAUGCAAGCGAUUCAAGGGCCAAAACAUCGAAUUCGACAUGCAGAUCCUAGUCCAAAUCAAGGAAGCCGUGGUGGACCUGUCCUCCAAUUGCAUGGAGUUGGCACUCAAGGAAAGGAGAGAUGUUCCUAACAAUGGUGGUCAACCGAGCAAGACGUGUUGUAAGACGUUGUGGAGGGCGUUCCAAUUCGCUUUCAGAGUGUACACUUUCGCCGGCGGGCACGAUGAUCGCGCCGAUAGGCUGACGAAAGAGUUGGCCCAGCAGAUAGAGGAAGAUCACAAACUGAUGCAGGAGCUUAAUCAGUAAAAACCUGUAUCCCGGUGAAAAUAUUUGAAGGAAUCGAGGAUUUGCAAAUCGGACGGCCGGAGUGGCCGGCUUCUUGUUCGAUAUUAGGGUUCCGUACAUAAAACUGUGAUUACCUUUUUUUUGGGGUUGAAAUUAGGGAAGUAGCGAGAAAUCGACGAUUGAUUCUCCUCGAGACCGUCAAGCUAGAAAAACAAACAAUGUAGCCGUUUUUGUUCUUGUUUUUCUUCUUCUUCUUCUCCCGAUUCAUUGCCAUGUAAAUAGUGGAGUCGCCUUCUCCUUCUAAAGAAACGACCAUAUUGUGAAAGUUCUUGUUCAUUUCAGUUUUGAUGGCGACAGAACUUUCUUCUCCGCCGCCGAGAACAGCAUAAUAAGACUUCAAAUACUGCAAUGCCGGAGUUUGUGAUUUCAGAUGAUAAGUAAAACGAUCACCGGAGACAUAAAUCUGAGGCUCCGCCUGAGGCCUGAGCCCUAUAGAAUCUUGAUCUCCCAUUUGAAGAGUGGAGCGGACACUACCAAAAUGGC